AUGGCCCCACGCGACAUCUUCCUCGUCUCAAUACGACGUACUACGAAUAUACGUGCCCAUUUUGCAAUUUGGGUUCCCUCAGCAAGCGAUCCUGAGAAGGGCAGCUUGAUUGAGGUUGACGGUACACCUAUGGAGGGCUUCAAGCACCAAUUCAGGCGAGGCCAUGCCCCGACUCCAAUCAGCAAGAAGUACACUAUGUGGCCUAUUGGCGCGGUAGACUCUGCACACAUUUACGACUGGCCGCAUGGGUUUACCGCUACUCAUGAAGAUCCCAGGGGAGAUCUAGAGACUACCGCCUGCCAAGUUCCAGCUCCCAGGGCCAGUGAGAAUUUUAUGGCUCCCGUUAAUGAUACCACCAACAAAAGAUGUCAAGAGUGGAUUAUGGAAUACGUGAGGCUCCUGGUUGACAAGGGAUACAUUGAUGCGGAGGCGAUUGAUGUUGUUAAUUCUAAUCGUGGCCCUCCUACCCAUGGUAUUGUUCUACGGCCAGUAGCUUCACGGUCUGGGAAUUGA
Aspergillus pseudonomiae is the source of this 513-nucleotide messenger RNA. RefSeq lists its product as uncharacterized. NCBI's taxonomy places the organism in Eukaryota, Fungi, Ascomycota, Eurotiomycetes, Eurotiales, Aspergillaceae. Bases 1 to 513 code for a protein of 170 amino acids. The record is from RefSeq and is a predicted model, not a curated record. The transcript is spliced from 2 exons.